UAGAGCGCAAUAGCGUCGCAAGCGUGCUUACAACGUGUGAAAUGCAUAGUUGUGUUGCUGUCAAGUUUGGAAACCAAGCUCUUGUUUCUUGUCAUACUAAUUCAAUUCUUGACGCUGUCAUUAAUUGUUGACUGUACUCGAAACACUACGGAACACCAACUACAUCUUAAACGGUGCUGCAAGGUGUAUUAGAACAUUUCUCAAGUGGUACAUGGUUGGCAAUCAAAAUGGCUGAUGGUCAGGAAUCAGAGAAAACUGAAGAUCCUGUGAAACAAUAUAAAUUGGAAGGCCAAUCUUAUAUAUAUGAGGAUCCUGCAAGUAAUGUGUUAUACAGGUUUGAUCGAGAGAAAAAUGAGUGGGUAGUCAAAGAAACUGAAGAAAAGAAGGCAGAUGACCAGAAUACAGAAGAAUCAGGGAGAACUGAAGAUCCUAUGAAACAAUAUGAAUUUGAAGGUCAAUCAUAUAUAUACAAGGAUCCUGCAAUUAAUGUGAUAUACAGGUUUGAUCAAGAGAAAAAUGAGUGGGUAGUCAAAGAAACUGAAGAAAAGAAGGCGGAUGACCAGAAUACAGAAGAGGUUAAGGCACAAGAUUCCAGUACAAACGAGGUUAAGCCACAAGAAGGAACAUUUGGUUUUGAGAAUGAUACCCACACAUACACAGACCCCAAUGAUGGUAGCAUGUACUUUUGGGAUAAGGAGAAAAAUGCGUGGUUUCCAAAGAUUGAUGAUGAUUUUAUGGCAAGAUAUCAGAUGAGUUACGGAUUCACAGACCCAAAUUCAACAGAAGCAAAAUCUAUGGAGGAAACUCAAUCGACAGCAAAGCUUGACAAAGAGAAAAAGAAGUUGGAAGCUAAAAGGAAAGCACAAGAGCCACCGACUUGGUUUGAAGUGGACGAAGCGCAUAAUACUGCUAUUUAUGUAUCUGGUCUUCCAUUGGAUAUCACUCUGGAGGAGCUUACAGAGCUGUUCAAUAAAUGUGGUCUUAUAGCGCGUGACGAAAAAGGAAAGAACAGGAUCAAGCUGUACAGGGAUUCGAAUGGACAACCGAAGGGUGACGCGCUCUGCAUUUAUAUAAAGGUCGAGUCGGUGGAUUUGGCGCUGAAGAUCUUGGACAACUCGCAAGUCAGAGGGAAAACGUUGUCUGUCCAAAGGGCGAAAUUUCAAAUGAAGGGAGACGCGUACGACCCAGCCCUAAAACCGAAACGGAAAAAGAAAGACAAGGACCGGCAGAAAAAGAUCCACGAAAAACUAUUCGAUUGGAGACCAGAACGUCCACUGGGCGAGCCUCAGAAGCACGAAAGGGUGGUAAUUAUAAAAAAUCUUUUCUCGCCAGAGGACUUCGAUAAGGAGGUCGCGUUAUUACUGGAAUAUCAACAGGACAUCAGGUCCGAAUGCCUGAAGUGCGGUGACGUUAGGAAAGUUGUCAUUUACGACAGACAUCCUGAAGGUGUUGCACAGGUGACAUUCCGAGAACCUGCAGAAGCUCAGGCCUGUAUUCAGUUAUUGAACGGUCGUUGGUUCAGUCAGAGGAAAAUAUCGGCUGAAAUCUGGGACGGGAAGACUAAGUACAAGGUUUUAGAAACUGACGCAGAAAUUGAGGCUCGAAUCGCGAAGUGGGACAAGUAUCUCGACGACGCGGACGAAGAAAAAAGGGCAAAAUCUGGAAAAAGUGAUGAAAAAAGCAGUCGGAAAUCAAAGGACGAGGAGAAGCCCGAGCCGAAGGAAGUUCCAGAGGUACCUGAAACGACGGAGGAAACGGAACAGUCGUCGAAUUCCGAGGACUCGCAGGAAGCAGCUGGAAAUAACGAAUAAACUAGGAAUUAAGUCCGUACCGGAGAUUUUAAGAGCAAACGCUUUCAAGAUGAAGUAACCAAGAGUAACAUCGACGAUCACGAUUAGAAAUAUUUUUUCCAGAUUACAAGUUGAUUACUUGUGCUCUUCGUUGUUGAUGGUCUAUGAUAAACAUUAUGGCAUUAGUCGUAACACAUGUCGUUGCUCGAAUGAAAUAAAGGAGAAAAAAUACUCCCUGGAACCACUCGUUUUAUAAU
This is a messenger RNA of Hylaeus volcanicus, 2047 nucleotides long. RefSeq names its product HIV Tat-specific factor 1 homolog (gene barc). The transcript has 7 exons. The record is from RefSeq and is a predicted model, not a curated record. Gene Ontology annotation, molecular function: RNA binding. Bases 228 to 1811 code for a protein of 527 amino acids. Lineage: Eukaryota; Metazoa; Arthropoda; Insecta; Hymenoptera; Colletidae. Gene Ontology annotation, biological process: mRNA splicing, via spliceosome. Gene Ontology annotation, cellular component: U2 snRNP; U2-type spliceosomal complex.